This is a messenger RNA of Zygosaccharomyces rouxii, 1398 nucleotides long. RefSeq names its product glycylpeptide N-tetradecanoyltransferase NMT1 (gene NMT1). NCBI's taxonomy places the organism in Eukaryota, Fungi, Ascomycota, Saccharomycetes, Saccharomycetales, Saccharomycetaceae. The record is from RefSeq and is a predicted model, not a curated record. The coding region runs from base 1 to 1398 and encodes 465 amino acids. Gene Ontology annotation, molecular function: glycylpeptide N-tetradecanoyltransferase activity. Gene Ontology annotation, cellular component: cytoplasm. Gene Ontology annotation, biological process: N-terminal peptidyl-glycine N-myristoylation. The transcript has a single exon.
AUGUCAGGAAACGGUAGUGGUGAUGGUGCUGGCGAACCUAGCGGCAGGCUGGCCGAGCUUUUGAAGCUUCUUAAGUUGAAUGGUAACGAUGUUACUAAAUUGACCCAAUCACAGCGUAAGGAGAUGAAAGACUAUAAGUUUUGGAAAACUCAACCUGUGGCAACAUUUGAUGAACCUAUCUCUGAAGAAGGUCCUAUCGAUAGAAAGAAGACUCCUGAAGAAAUCAGUGACGAGCCUUUCCCUUUAUUGGGAGAAUUCGAAUGGUGUACGCUGGAUGUCACCGAUAAAUCCCAAGUUGAGGACAUCUUUGUUCUUUUGAAUGAAAACUAUGUUGAGGAUCGUGAUGCAUCAUUCAGGUUCAAGUAUACCCGUGAAUUUUUCAACUGGUCAUUAAAACCACCUGGAUGGAAAAAAGAAUGGCACGUCGGUGUACGAGUUCGUUCUACCGGUAAGUUGGUAGCCUUCAUAUCUGCCAUUCCCGUGGAUUUAAAGGUAAGAGGUAAAUUGGUUAAAAGUGUGGAAAUUAAUUUCUUAUGUGUUCAUAAACAGUUGAGAGGUAAAAGAUUGGCACCAGUAUUGAUUAAAGAAGUUACCAGAAGGGUUAACAAAUGUGAUAUUUGGUUUGCACUUUACACUUCAGGUACCGUUCUACCAUCACCUGUGAGUGUAUGUCGUUACACUCAUAGACCAUUGAAUUGGGACAAGUUAUUAGAUGUUGGCUUCGUUCAACUACCACCGGGCGCAUCGAAACCACAAAUGGUAGCCAAUUACACUUUACCUAAGGGGCCAACCACAAGGGGUUUGAGACCAUUGAAACCAGAAGACGUUGAUCAAGCUCAUGCCCUUUUCGAAAAAUACCAAAAGAGAUUUGAUUUAGUGCAAGAUUUCAACAAAGAGGAAUUUAGUCAUUGGUUUUUAGGUGGUCCAGAACAAAUGUCUGCGACUCCUGACGGCAAGGUAAUCUAUUCAUAUGUCGUGGAGAACCAGGAAGGCAAAAUUACCGAUUUCUUUUCGUUUUACUCUCUACCAUUUACCAUUCUCGACAAUUCUGUUCAUAACGAAUUAGGAAUCGGUUAUUUGUUUUACUAUGCAUCUGAUGCAGAUUUGAAAUACAAUGAUAGAUUUGAUCCUGAGGCUACGAAGGCACUCAAGGAGCGCCUUUCUCAAUUGAUCAACGAUGCAUGUAUCUUGGCACGUAAUGCCAAGAUGGACGUUUUUAACGCUUUAACUUCACAAGAUAACACUCUUUUCUUGGAAAAGUUAAAAUUUGGACCGGGUGAUGGUUUCUUGAAUUUCUACUUAUUCAACUACAGGGCCUUCCCUAUUGCUGGCGGUAUUAAAGAUGAUAAAGACUAUGAUGUUGAAAAACGCAGUAAUGUAGGCGUAGUCAUGCUAUAA